This is a messenger RNA of Striga asiatica, 1308 nucleotides long. The record is from the annotation of a GenBank genome assembly. NCBI's taxonomy places the organism in Eukaryota, Viridiplantae, Streptophyta, Magnoliopsida, Lamiales, Orobanchaceae.
AUGACACUACUCACACUAUCGGCUUCAAUUCCUGGCCUCAAACCCUCCAGCCAAGGGCCAACCACCACCCAAUCCGCCACCUGUUUCGUAUCCGUCUACCUGAUUGCUGUUGGGACGGGCGGCAUCAAGCCGUGCGUCUCAUCCUUCGGAGCCGACCAGUUUGACGACACGGAGGAAGUUGCAAAAAGGCACAAGGCCUCCUUCUUCAACUGGUUCUACCUGUGUAUCAACGUGGGGGCCCUUGUGGCCGCCUCAGUCCUUACGUGGAUCCAAACCAAUGUGGGCUGGCACUGGGGCUUUGGGAUCCCGGCAGCCUCCAUGGUCGUGGCAGUUGCAUUUUUCUUCUCCGGAACAAGGUUGUACAGAAAUCAAAGGCCCGAGGGAAGCCCACUCGUGCGCUUGUGCCAGGUGCUGGUGGCGUCGUGCAGGAAGUGUUGGGUACGUGUUCCCGAUGAUGCGUCGCUUCUGUACGAGACGUUGGAUGCAGAGUCUACUGCUGCCGUGAAAACACAGUCCUCGCCGUCAGAUCAAGAAACAGGGCCCGUGAACCCAUGGCUUCUCUGCACCGUCACCCAAGUCGAGGAGCUCAAAGCCAUUGUCCGUCUGCUCCCCGUGUGGGCCACCGGCAUCGUCUUCUCCGCCGUGUACACCCAAAUCUCCACCUUAUUCGUCCUCCAGGGCCUCACCAUGAAUCCCCACCUCAUCCGAGGGUCCACCUUCCGAAUCCCUGCAGCUUCCCUCACCAUAUUCGACACUCUCAGCAUCAUCUUCUGGGUCCCCAUCUAUGACCGUCUCAUUGUCCCCGCGGCCCGCAAGAUCACGGGCCGCGCAAAUGGGCUGACACAACUUCAGCGCAUAGGCACGGGCCUCUUCAUCUCGAUUUUCUCAAUGCUCUCAGCUGGAGCACUCGAGUCCGUCCGCCUCGGCUACGUUAGACGCCACAAUGCGUACCGAAUGUUAGAAAUACCGAUGUCGAUUUUAUGGCAGGUCCCGCAGUAUUUUCUUGUGGGCUGUGCUGAGGUGUUUGUGUUUGUUGGUCAGCUCGAGUUUUUUUACGAGCAGGCGCCGGAUUCGAUGAGGAGUAUCUGUUCGGCUCUGCAGCUCACAACGGUGGGGCUCGGGAGUUAUUUGAGCACGCUGCUCGUGACAAGUAGAGUGGGGUGGAUUCCGGACAACCUUAACUACGGGCAUCUCGAUUAUUUUUACUGGCUGAUGGCGGGGUUGAGUGUGGUGAAUCUAGGGGCUUUUAUGGUGGUGGCCAGGUGGUAUACGUACAAGAAGCCGGUCGGGUUUUUGUGGUGGUGGCCA